AUGUUGACUCCAGCGCCUCUGCCUCAUGCACCCCCAACCGAGAUUAUUUCUCCGAUUACGUUCCUUGCGCACUGUCUCGUACAGUCGGGAACGGCGCCCAACUUCCAGUCCUUGGCUAUGACCCUCUUUCUUUGGCCGUGGGCAUACCGUCCCGUGACCAAGCCGACGAUAUUCGUCCAUGCGCUCGUGUACAUUCAACGUGCCGUGCAAUCAUCCAAGCUCGAUCCCUGUGCCGUCAAGGCCAUGUUUGUGGGUCUCCCGCAUAAUCAAAAAGGGAAAGGACGAGGGAAGGGAUGGAGCAAUCCAGAAGUGAUGUCGAUGUUGGACUGCAUCGAAUCGCACCUACGUCUUGGAACAAACCAAUGGGAUGCUGUGCAGGCGGAUUAUAAUUCGCGGAUUGAGCAAAACAACGGCUGGGUUGUACGCGACACGGAGAGUAUGCGUCGGAAGUUCAAGUCCCUCCGCAACUCCAAGAAACCAACCGGCGAUCCCGACUGUCCAGAGAACGUAAAAUGCACCAAACGAAUCAAUCGCGCCAUGGAGGCUCGGAUGUCCGUUCUCGAUAUGGGAUCUGGUGACGAAAACAAGGACAAUGAAAACAAUGUCAACAACGACAGCGACAGCAGCUCCGACCCUCUAUCAGCCCCGACACCGUUAGCGAACAGCGAGCAGACCAUGAGCCAAAAGGCCCAACGCCGUCGUCGAAUUGACGAAAUCCUGGCUGAUAGCGCGGAAAACGAAGCCAUCAAGGGUCGUUUGGUAUUUGAGCAGCGUGACGCGCGACAACACACGUUUGAAGUUCUAGCAGCCAGGCAAGAGCUACAACAAGCGAUGGAGCUAGAGUACCGCCAGUAUCAAAUGCAACUUGCUGCUGAACGUGAUGAGCGAGAAGCUAAACUCUGGAGCGACAAGAAGUAA
Messenger RNA from Aphanomyces astaci, 918 nucleotides. RefSeq lists its product as hypothetical. NCBI's taxonomy places the organism in Eukaryota, Oomycota, Saprolegniomycetes, Saprolegniales, Verrucalvaceae. The transcript has 3 exons. The record is from RefSeq and is a predicted model, not a curated record. The coding region runs from base 1 to 918 and encodes 305 amino acids.